Messenger RNA from Microplitis demolitor, 2420 nucleotides. RefSeq lists its product as uncharacterized. Lineage: Eukaryota; Metazoa; Arthropoda; Insecta; Hymenoptera; Braconidae. The transcript is spliced from 9 exons. Bases 141 to 2222 code for a protein of 693 amino acids. The record is from RefSeq and is a predicted model, not a curated record.
CGAUAAACAUGACGAAUGAGUACUAAAGAAUUUGAAUGCUGAUAAAUAUUUUCUGAACGUUAGUAAAAUUAUUUAGUGUCAUCUAGUAUUGCUGAGGUGAAUAUUUGAUACCAAGAAAUAUAAAUUAUUUUUUUUUGAAAAUGAAUAUAAGGGCUCGGAUUGCCGCCAUAGCUUUGCUAUUGAGUCUGAGCACAAGUUCAUCGGUUACUGGAGAAAUAAAUCCGGAGGCUUUAAUAAAAGUAGUGGCAUUCGGAUGGAAAGCGAUCAAGGCAAUUAUAGAAAUAGAGUCAUUUAUAAAAGAUAAUAAAUUUGAAAAAGAUAUAAUUGAUGCGUUAGAUGAAAUCCGCGAAAGUACUGCGAGAAUAGAGUCUUCGAUGAAAGACAAAGCUGAUCGCAUUAUUAAGGAACUUUCGGUUAAAAUUGAUAAGCAGAUAGUUGGUUACUUUGUUCGUACUGUUUUCGAAAUAAAUCAACGAUUUGAGACAAAAUUUUUGAAAUAUUUUACGGGAAAUGAUACAUAUCAAAAUGAAACUAUUGAAAAUUAUAUUAACGAAACAAUAAAUCCGUCCGAUUUUGGAAAAACAUUAUCUUUGAUACGAGAAUAUACUGUACCAAAUCACUAUUUACCCAACGUAAAAGAUAAGCGAGUAUCUGAAAUACUACAUGACUACAAUAAAAAUCAUGUUAGUGAUUGUAAUGAAGGAUCAUCUGGUUACGAUCUCCUAUUCGCGGUUUUUAAUCUUACAACAACAUCAUUAUCAAAAGGAUACGCUAUGGUAGCCCAUGCUUACAGAUAUCGUCAUUUACACUCUACAGAUCUUAAUGCAUGGAAUACAGAACUACAUGACGCUCUAGAUGAGUACAAAAAGACAGUGCUUCUGAUUGCAAAAGUCGCUAGGGCUUCUGCGGAAAGAGAAUCUAAAGCAAUUCGUCGUUGUGAUCCUAAGCCAAAUGAAUUCGUAGAAGGUGUAAACUAUCAAAGUUAUCAAUUUUUGACAACAUUUGUAACUAAUGAUUAUAUGCUAAACAAUAGAAAAUACAUCAUUGACGGUCUGAAAUCUAGUGAACGUACAGCAUCAUUUUGCGAUGGAGUAAUUUAUAAUAAAACAUAUGAAGCAUAUUCAUUAGGAGCUUGUGUUGCGCCGCUAAAUAGUAAAAGACGUUACAACUACGUAUCGGUCUUGGGUGGAGAUGGAUACUAUUAUAAUAAAGGCCGUGUAACUGAAGACUGUGAUGAGGAUUAUGGAAUUUACCACGCUAAAACACAUGUACAUUUUUACUUUUCCCGAUACAUUUGUGAAGAGCCUGCUUCUGGAAAAAAGGCUGCUUACUUUAAUAUUACAGCACAGUACUCUGAUUUAUAUAACAAACGAGUCAUUACGGGGAUUCGUUUAGUUACAAAACUGUCAAUAACAUACUUUGAAAUUCAAGAAGGAGUACUUGUAAACGGCACUAUCGAUAAUAAUACUAUUAAUUGGAAUAAUGAAGUUACCAAAAGGCUCGAUGAUUAUGAAAAAAACAAUCAGUUGCCUUCUUAUACGGAUGGGGAUUUGAUGAGACUGACUUAUGACUUAAGAUUAUUAGAUCUAGAUGAUAUAGUUUUGCCCGCAGGAGUAGUUGCCGUUGGUGUACAAUUUCGGGUCGUAAAAGAUCAUUUGACUUUUCAAGUAGCGGGAAUACGAAUAUUUAAUGAAUUAGGGCAGCCCGUUAAUUCUUCCAAAGUAGAAUGGUUCAAUGAAACCGACCCUAACAGAAAGGAGUUACUGAUAAAUGAUCUCGAUAUUCCAACGUUUGGCAAAAAAGCGAAUCUAGAAUUGAGUAAACCAGGAGAAAAUUACAUCAAAUUUCAAAUGUCUAGCUGGAAUAUAGAUGGCGGACAGACAUUAUACCCAUUCAUAGAUUUGCAAGAAGUGACUACUUAUCCGCCAGCACCUAUUGGAGGUGUUGGAUUAUUCUACAAAGGUCAACCGGGAUUCGGAGGAUUCAUUGCGCCAAAACUAAUAACCACUAAUAAUACUAUUUUUAUGAGUGAAAAAUAUUUGUGUAAUAUAUUUAAUAUCAGUACAAGUAAUCUUUUGAUUGAAGACUUGGCAAAUCUAUCAAAUGAUAAAUAUGUGCCGUACGAAAUCAUACUCUCUUUUCUGUGUAUAAUAUUACUUUUUUACCUUUUAUAUAAAAAUAAUUUUUUGAAUAUAAAAUUUUUUUCAUAUACAUACCUUUAAACAGACAAUGCUUGAGUUUUACUUCUUUUUUAGAUGAAUUUAUUAUAAUAAAAUUGUCAGCCGAUAAAAAAUAAUUGAUUUCAAUAAAAGAUUAUAGUUAUCUAAUUUUUAUGAUUUUGUUAUUGUUCUUUUUUUUAAUAUUUCUAGACACUCGUAAAUGAGCUGUAGAAACAUUUAUCUAAUCUUAAAAGCACUUGA